Amaranthus tricolor (Joseph's coat) is the source of this 8521-nucleotide messenger RNA. Its product is annotated as glutamate synthase [NADH], amyloplastic. The transcript is spliced from 22 exons. Lineage: Eukaryota; Viridiplantae; Streptophyta; Magnoliopsida; Caryophyllales; Amaranthaceae. Bases 1582 to 8211 code for a protein of 2209 amino acids. Gene Ontology annotation, molecular function: glutamate synthase (NADH) activity; iron ion binding; iron-sulfur cluster binding. The record is from RefSeq and is a predicted model, not a curated record.
UAAAUAUUAAUAAACCUUAUGUUGAGAUAAAUCAAAUAAAAUUUUAUUUGACUAUGUUUUAAUUUAUAAAUUAAUAAUAAAUCAUAAAUCAAGAUGUUAUUCUUUCUUUACAUUUGGGAAAUGGGAAGAAUCAAGGAGUGUACUGAUUAAUGAUAAUGUUUUAUUGAUAGUCACUAUUAUUUUGAAUAAAUGAGAGUACUUUUUUCUUCUUAAAUUUAUUUUUAUUUGUCGUUUUAUGCCUUAUUUCUCUUUUAAGAGAAAAGAGUGGUGAGGUAAGAAAGGGUAUUGUUAAUAUGAAAGAGAAUCAAAUAGCUUUUUUUAAUUAAAAAUGUAAAUAUACAAUGAUUUUUUAGUAUACUUUUUAUGUUUUAAAAUAUUUGUAAUGAUUUUUCACGCAAUUAAAUAUACUAAUUUUUAAUAUUUAUAAUUAUAUUAUUAAAAAUUAUAAAAAAUUUAUAUUUAUGAAUUUAUAUUAAAGUAAUUGAAACAGAGAAAAUAUUAGAAAAUUAAAUUAUUUUUGUUCAUAUAAAUAUUCCAGAGAACAAUGCAAAUAAUUUUCUUUUUUGAAGAAAUAAGAACGGAAAGUAAGAUAAAGAUUAGGACAAUAAAAUGACACUUAUGCCCUCUCAGCCAAUCCCCAUCUCUUAGCGGCUGUCGCGUGCCGCAUAAGGUCAUUUCUCCACGUGGCUACAUCACCCUAUUUCUUUUUGUCACGUCUCUUGUGUUACCCACUCCCUACCCUAGUCCCCACCUCUAUUUAUUUGUUUUUUUAAUUUUUAAUUAUCCACUUAUUUUUUAUUUUACUUUUGCAAAAUUUUCAGAAUUUUAAAUUUUAAUAUCUUUAUAUAUAUAUUAUAAAAAAUUAUAAAGAAUAUACAAUAAAAAAGCAUAUAUUAAUAGUAAUUUUUCUUCUUUAAGUAGUACUUAGUAAAAAUAAGAGUUUAUAAAUGAAUACUUAAUAAUUUUAGUAAUUUUUUUGUAAAACUCUAUUUUAAUUUUUUUUUAAAAAAUUAUGUUACUUAAAUUAUUUUAGUAAAAAUAUAAAUUAAGAAUUAAAUUAGUCAAAAAAUUGGUAUAAAUAUUUUAUGUAAAGUAAAAUUAAAUUUUGGUGACAAGGAAUGAUGUAAUAAUCUUACCCUAAUUUAUAGUAAUUGAAUAAAUUUUCUCCUUAUUAGGCUAUUAGUAAUAAAAAAUUAAAUCAUAACCACACUCCAUUCCCCCUUUUAUAAAAGAAACCCCAAACCCCUCUUACCCAAAUGCUUUCACCUUAUUCUUCAUCGACUUCUCUCUCUAGUUUCUACAUAAUUUCUCUCUCAUCUUCGGGAAAAAUCCGCCAUUGUUAAGGAGAUUUGCUUUGUUUCUCUCUCCUUAAUCGGUGUUGUUUUGCCGCUUAAAUCGUCGACAAUUUGGACUAAUCCUGUGCGGAAAAACGCAACAAUAGUAAUAUAUUGAAUAUCCUUGUUAUUAUUAAUAUCAUUGUUAUAAUAAUCAAUUAAUCUGAUUAACACAAUUAAAUCAAAACUCGAUCUGAAAAACACCUGCAAAAAAGUUUGAUAAAUUUAUUGUGUAAGAUUGGUCGAUAUGUCGGUGGCAGCAGGUGUAGGUUCGGUUUUACAACUCCGAAGCAAGGUAGAUUCAAGAAGCUUCUCAAAGCAGCAGAAUAAUGGAGGAAUGUUGGUGGUUGCACCUCAGUUUUGCAGGUUCGGGAAGAGAAGUUCCCGAAGCUAUGCGGUUCGGAGAUCCGAAGCCAAGAUUUGUGAAAGCAAAUUCUUUGGAAAUAGGCUAAGAUCUGAUAGAUUACACCAAUUAAAUGUUAGGAGUCCGAACCAUACGUUGAGGUUUGGUAUUCGAUCUGCAUUAUCUCAGGUUCCGGAGCAACCUCUAGGGUUGUAUGACCCAAAGAAUGACAAGGAUUCUUGUGGUGUUGGUUUUGUCUCUGAACUUUCCGGUGAAAGCAGCCGUAAAACGGUGACGGAUGCAGUAGAAAUGUUAGUAAGGAUGUCUCACAGAGGAGCGUGUGGAUGUGAAACCAAUACUGGUGAUGGUGCUGGUAUUCUUGUUGGUCUUCCUCAUGAUUUCUUUGUAGAGGUGACGAAGGAUCUCGGUUUCGAGUUGCCACCACCUGGACAAUAUGCAGUUGGGAUGUUUUUCUUGCCCACCUCUGAGAGCAGAAGGGAUGAAAGCAAAAAUGUGUUUACUAAGGUGGCUGAGUCACUUGGGCAUACUGUCCUUGGAUGGCGUUCUGUCCCAACUGACAAUUCCGGACUGGGAAAGUCUGCUUUGUUGACUGAACCAGUGGUUGAACAGGUGUUUCUUACCCCAACUCCUCGAUCGAAAGCGGACUUUGAGCAGCAGAUGUACAUACUUAGGAGAGUUGCUAUGGUAGCGAUUCGAGCAGCUUUAAAUCUUCAGCAUGGUGGCGUUAGGGACUUCUACAUAUGUUCUCUGUCAUCUAGGACUAUUGUGUACAAAGGUCAGUUGAAGCCUUCUCAACUGAAGGAGUACUAUUAUUGGGACCUUGGCAAUGAAAGGUUUACGAGCUACAUGGCCCUGGUGCACUCUCGAUUCUCCACCAACACAUUUCCCAGUUGGGAUCGUGCUCAGCCGAUGCGUGUGUUGGGUCAUAAUGGGGAGAUUAACACUCUUCGUGGCAAUGUAAAUUGGAUGCGUGCGCGUGAAGGUCUUCUUAAGUGCAAGGAACUUGGUCUUUCAAAAAAUGAAAUGAAAAAGCUCUUGCCAAUUGUGGAUGCCAGUUCUUCUGAUUCAGGAGCUUUUGAUGGUGUUCUUGAGCUCUUGGUUCGUGCUGGUAAGACUAUUCCUGAAGCUGUCAUGAUGAUGAUUCCCGAAGCAUGGCAGAAUGACAAGAAUAUGGAUCCAGAACGGAAGGCCUUUUACGAGUACUUGUCAGCCCUAAUGGAACCAUGGGAUGGUCCAGCUCUUAUAACAUUCACUGAUGGCCGAUAUCUUGGAGCAACAUUGGAUCGGAAUGGUUUGCGCCCUGGGCGUUUCUACAUUACUCACAGUGGACGAGUUAUAAUGGCAAGUGAGGUUGGAGUUGUCGACAUUCCACCAGAAGACAUAUCCAAGAAAGGACGCCUCAAUCCUGGGAUGAUGCUUUUGGUUGAUUUUGAGAAGCACAUUGUUGUGGAUGAUGAUGCCUUAAAAAAGCAGUAUUCACGUGCUCGGCCAUUUGGUGAGUGGCUGAAAAGACAGAAGUUAGUCUUGAAGGACAUAGUUGAGUCUGUGGCUGACACAGAAAGGGUGCCCCCAGCUAUUUCUGGAACAGUACCUGUAUCUAGUCAGGAUGAAGAUAUGGAGAACAUGGGCAUUUACGGUCUGCUGGCACCACUGAAGGCUUUUGGGUAUUCUGUUGAAGCCUUGGAAAUGUUGUUGAUUCCCAUGGCAAAAGACGCCACUGAAGCUCUUGGUUCCAUGGGAAAUGAUACUCCCUUGGCUGUGAUGUCAAACAUAGAGAAACUCACUUUCCAGUACUUCAAGCAGAUGUUUGCUCAAGUCACAAACCCACCCAUUGAUCCUAUCAGGGAGAAGAUUGUGACAUCAAUGGAGUGCAUGAUUGGUCCUGAAGGUGAUCUAACAGAAGUGACUGAGGAGCAGUGCCAUCGAUUAUCAUUGAAGGGGCCUCUUUUAUCUAUUGAAGAAAUGGAAGCUGUUAAAAAAAUGGACUACAGAGGAUGGCGUAGUAAGGUUAUUGACAUCACUUAUCCCAAGAACCUUGGUAGAAAAGGUUUGGAGCAGACGUUGGACAGGAUCUGUGCUGAAGCAAGGGAUGCCAUAAAGGAUGAAUAUACAGUCUUGGUGCUUUCUGACAGAGCUUUUUCACCUAGUAGGGUUGCAGUUAGUUCUCUGUUGGCUGUUGGUGCUGUUCACCAGCAUUUAGUUAAGACACUUGAGCGUACUCGUGUUGGCCUGAUUAUCGAAUCCGCAGAGCCACGUGAAGUGCAUCACUUCUGUACUCUUGUUGGUUAUGGAGUAGAUGCCAUUUGUCCUUAUUUAGCGAUUGAAGCCACAUGGAGGCUACAAGUAGAUGGAAAGAUCCCACCUAAAUCGACGGGCGAGUUUCACUCAAAGGAGGAGCUUGUCAAGCGAUACUUUAAAGCAAGCAACUAUGGGAUGAUGAAAGUUCUUGCAAAAAUGGGAAUAUCAACCUUGGCAUCAUACAAGGGAGCUCAGAUCUUUGAAGCUGUGGGUCUCUCUUCAGAAGUAAUAGAGAGAUGUUUUACUGGAACUGCUAGCAGAGUUGAAGGUGCAACCUUUGAAAUACUGGCCUCAGAUGCACUUAAACUUCAUGAGAUGGCAUUUCCUAAGCGGGCUCUUCCAGCUGGAAGUGCAGAAUCAGUGGCACUACCUAAUCCAGGGGAUUACCACUGGAGAAAAGGGGGUGAACUUCACCUGAAUGAUCCUCUUGCAAUAGCCAAGUUGCAGGAGGCUGCAAAAUCCAAUAGUGUCGGAGCUUACAAAGAAUAUUCCAAUCGGAUAAAUGAGUUGAAUAAAUCAAGCAAUCUUAGAGGGCUUUUGAAGUUCAAAGAUGCUAAUGAAAAAGUUUCAUUGGAUGAGGUAGAGCCUGCUAGUGAGAUUGUGAAACGGUUUUGCACUGGGGCCAUGAGUUAUGGAUCUAUAUCUCUAGAGGCCCACACUACUCUGGCUAUGGCUAUGAACAAGUUGGGAGGAAAAUCUAAUACAGGUGAGGGAGGUGAGAACCCGUCACGUCUCGAGCCUCUUCCAGAUGGUUCAAUGAAUCCUAAGCGCAGUGCCAUUAAGCAAGUGGCAAGUGGAAGAUUUGGUGUUUCGAGUUAUUAUUUGACCAAUGCUGAUGAACUUCAAAUAAAGAUGGCUCAGGGUGCUAAGCCUGGGGAAGGAGGUGAACUCCCCGGUCACAAGGUGAUUGGAGAUAUUGCUGUCACGAGGAAUUCUACAGCUGGUGUUGGACUUAUAAGCCCUCCUCCCCAUCAUGACAUUUAUUCGAUUGAGGAUCUUGCUCAACUGAUUCAUGAUUUGAAGAAUGCCAAUCCAUCAGCUCGAGUGAGUGUUAAACUUGUGUCUGAAGCUGGUGUUGGAGUGAUUGCUGCUGGAGUCGUGAAAGGACAUGCAGACCAUGUUUUGAUCUCUGGACAUGAUGGAGGUACUGGAGCUUCUAGAUGGACUGGCAUAAAGAAUGCAGGGCUUCCUUGGGAGCUUGGACUAGCUGAGACGCAUCAAACUCUAGUUGCAAAUGAUCUUCGUGGCCGUACAGUUCUUCAAACUGAUGGACAACUGAAAACAGGAAGGGAUGUGGCCAUUGCAGCUCUUCUUGGAGCUGAAGAGUUUGGUUUUAGCACAGCUCCCCUCAUAACUCUAGGUUGCAUAAUGAUGAGGAAGUGCCACAAGAACACUUGCCCAGUAGGCAUUGCUACACAGGACCCUGUUCUUCGAGCUAAGUUUGCUGGUGAGCCUGAGCACGUUAUCAAUUUCUUCUUCAUGCUAGCGGAAGAGGUCAGGGAGAUAAUGUCUCAGCUUGGAUUUAGGAAGCUUGAUGAGAUGGUAGGGCGUUCAGAUAUGCUAGAAGUUGAUGAAGAAGUUACUAGGAGCAAUGAGAAGCUAAAGAACAUAGAUCUUUCUCUUUUGCUUAGACCAGCUGCGACAAUCCGUCCAGGCGCUGCCCAGCGUUGUGUCCAGAAACAAGAUCAUGGCUUGGACAUGGCUUUGGACAAAGAAUUGAUUGAACGUUCUAAAGCUGCCCUCGAUAAAGCCCUCCGUGUUUAUAUUGAAACCCCAAUCCGAAAUGUAAAUCGUGCAGUUGGAACAAUGCUUAGUCAUGAGGUGACAAAACGAUACCACUUGCAAGGACUACCCACAGAUACCAUCCACAUUAAAUUUCACGGUAGUGCUGGCCAGAGCCUUGGAGCUUUCCUUUGCCCUGGUAUUACUUUGGAGCUUGAAGGUGACAGCAAUGACUAUGUUGGAAAAGGGUUGUCCGGUGGCAAGAUUGUUGUAUACCCUCCAAGGAGUAGUGGUUUUGAUCCCAAAGAGAACAUUGUAAUUGGCAAUGUAGCUCUUUAUGGAGCAACUUGUGGAGAAGCAUACUUCAAUGGCAUGGCAGCAGAAAGAUUUUGUGUUCGUAAUUCAGGGGCCAAGGCCGUUGUGGAAGGUGUUGGAGAUCAUGGUUGUGAGUAUAUGACUGGUGGAACUGUAGUGGUACUGGGAAAGACCGGUAGAAACUUUGCUGCUGGUAUGAGUGGUGGUAUAGCAUAUGUUCUUGAUGUGGAUGGGAAAUUCUAUUCACGAUGCAAUCCUGAACUAGUAGAUCUUGAUAAAGUCGAGGAGGAAGAGGAUAUAACAACUCUAAGAAUGAUGAUUCAGCAACAUCAACGCCAUACAAACAGCAAACUAGCUCAAGAAGUACUUGCAAAUUUUGAACAUAUGUUGCCCAAGUUUAUUAAGGUCUUCCCUAGAGAUUAUAAGCGGGUGCUUGCUAGCAUGAAAACUGAUGGUUCAUCCCAGGAGGCUGGAGGUAAAGUGGCCGAUGAGGAAAAAGAUGAAAUUGAGGUUACUGAAAAAGAUGCAUUUGAAGAACUAAAAAAGAUGGCAGCUUCUGCUUUAAUGGAUGAAGCAAAUGAGAAAGAAGAGAUGGUACAAGAGUACAAGCGUCCUUCCCGUGUUCCUGAUGCUCAAAAACAUCGUGGUUUUGUUGCAUAUGAGCGUGAAGGGAUUCAGUAUCGUGAUCCCAAUGAAAGGAUGAAGGACUGGAAGGAGGUUAUGGAUGAAACAAGACCUGCUCCCUUGUUGAAGACACAAUCUGCUCGGUGCAUGGAUUGUGGUACGCCAUUUUGCCAUCAGGAAAAUUCAGGAUGCCCACUUGGGAACAAAAUUCCUGAGUUCAAUGAAUUAGUUUAUCAGAAUAGGUGGCGUGAAGCUCUAGAUCGCCUUUUAGAAACAAAUAAUUUCCCCGAGUUUACUGGUAGAGUUUGUCCAGCUCCUUGUGAGGGUUCUUGUGUUCUUGGCAUCAUUGAGAAUCCUGUGUCGAUCAAAACCAUUGAAUGUGCUAUCAUAGACAAAGGCUUCGAGGAAGGGUGGAUGGUACCAAGGCCUCCACAGAAAAGAACAGGGAAAAGAGUGGCAAUUGUUGGAAGUGGACCUUCUGGCUUGGCUGCUGCAGAUCAAUUGAACAAAAUGGGUCAUCAUGUAACUGUUUAUGAACGCGCUGAUAGAAUCGGAGGGCUUAUGAUGUAUGGAGUGCCCAACAUGAAGACUGACAAGGUGGAUAUAGUUCAGCGACGGGUAAAUCUUAUGACCGAGGAAGGUGUGACUUUUGUUGUUAAUGCAAAUGUUGGUGGGGAUCCGUUGUACUCUCUUGAUCGGCUAAAGGAGGAAAAUGAUGCCAUUUUGUUAGCUGUUGGUGCUACUAAGCCAAGGGACCUUCCUAUUGAAGGACGGGAUUUGGCAGGAAUCCAUUUUGCUAUGGAGUUCUUACAUGCGAAUACAAAAAGUUUGCUCGACAGUAAUCUUCAAGAUGGUAAAUAUAUUUCAGCUGAAGGCAAGAAGGUUGUGGUCAUUGGUGGUGGUGACACUGGCACAGACUGCAUUGGUACAUCUAUUCGACAUGGCUGUACUAGCGUUGUUAACUUGGAACUUCUUCCCCAGCCACCAAAUACAAGAGCUCCUGGCAACCCUUGGCCACAGUGGCCACGUAUCUUCAGGGUGGACUACGGACACCAAGAAGCUGCCACCAAGUUUGGGAAAGACCCAAGAACUUAUGAGGUUCUGACUAAACGUUUUAUUGGUGAUGAGAACGGUAAGGUAAAACGUCUUGAAUUGGUACGUGUUAAGUGGGAGAAGGAUGCUAGUGGGAAGUUCCAGUUCAAGGAAGUUGAAGGAUCAGAAGAGUACAUUGAGGCAGAUUUGGUACUCUUAGCUAUGGGAUUCCUUGGCCCCGAAGCGACUGCAGCUGAUAAAUUGGGUGUGGAGAAAGACAACCGUUCAAACUUCAAGGCUGACUACGGUCAAUUCUCCACUAAUGUAGAUGGUGUAUUCGCUGCUGGGGAUUGUAGGCGUGGCCAGUCCUUGGUGGUAUGGGCUAUAUCUGAAGGCAGACAAGCUGCUGCACAGGUUGACAGUUACCUAAUGAAAGAAGAAAAGGAGGCUGCUGUUGGCUCCUCGGAAGAAGCUAUUGGAAAAAGGCAAAAGGAGAGCGUGAAGCGUACAGUAAUGAAAUAGAUGGCACAUCUUCCUUUCGACUGAUUCUUUUUUCUAUGCCAGGAAGAGCUGGCAGAGAUAUGAAGACUAUCACAGAUUGCUUGUUCUUAGUAGAUGUAAGAGAUUGUAGAAGAGUUCGUAUGAGGACCACCAAGUUUCUUGUGGUUAGCAAUAACGUAGAGACGAAUGUGGUGGUAGUAUCUAUUUUUGUUUACCACAUUUGUUCAUAUGGUCUGUUCAUUACCCCUAAAGGUUGUCUAGGGUAGUGGGGCCCAGAUAGAACAGUGUACAGUAUUGUUUGAAAACUAAAUGUGAGAUUUAGGCUAUCCAA